Xiphias gladius (swordfish) is the source of this 1781-nucleotide messenger RNA. RefSeq names its product RNA binding motif protein 42 (gene rbm42). The coding region runs from base 393 to 1613 and encodes 406 amino acids. Gene Ontology annotation, molecular function: mRNA binding. The transcript is spliced from 12 exons. The record is from RefSeq and is a predicted model, not a curated record. Lineage: Eukaryota; Metazoa; Chordata; Actinopteri; Istiophoriformes; Xiphiidae.
AGGUGGCGGUAAUCCACCAAUAAACUGGAUGCCAUCCGCCGGCCGUAAAGCAAUAAGAAGACCUGGGUGCAAGAAGCAUAACGCUGUCGUUAAGAGAGUAUUUCCACAGCUCAUACCGUAUCUUAUUAAUAAUUAUCUACAAUUUCAACAUGUUUAUUCCUAGUGGGUAGCCAGGUUAGUUAGCAGUAGCGUAGAAAUCAGUCAAGUAAGUUAGCGUUAAGGUUGGCGGUUAGCUGGCCAGUACAGUAGAGCCAGGUUAAUUGCUAGCUUAGCUAGUUUAUGGUGUGCUAACCAACAUUACUUAUCUUAAUAUUAAAGCCCGGCGUGUUAAGUCAACUUGGUCAGCGAGAGGUAACCAUUCAUAUCGAAACUGUCUAUAUCAUACAUGAAGCAUGCCGCUCAAGUCAGGAGAGGAACGUAUGAAAGAGAUGGAAGCUGAGAUGGCUCUUUUUGAGCAGGAGGUUCUUGGUGGUCCAGUACCGGUAUCAGGAAGCCCACCUGUUAUGGAGGCAGUACCUGUAGCUCUGGCUGUCCCAGCGGUUCCAGUAGUGCGACCCAUUAUAGGCACCAACACCUACAGACAGGUCCAGCAGACAUUAGAGGCCAGAGCUGCCAGUUUCGUUGGUCCUCCACCACCGGCUUUUGUGGGACCAGUCCCUCCAGUACGUCCUCCCCCUCCUCCCAUGAUGAGACCAGCUUUUGUCCCCCAUAUCCUGCAGAGACCUGGUGGUCAGAGGCUGCCAAUGAUGCGUGGUCCUCCAAUAGCGCCUCCUCUACCCCGGCCUCCUCCACCCCCCCCCAUGAUGCUCCCUCCUUCCAUGCAGGGCCAGACACCUCAGGGUGCUUCUCAGCCCAUUCAGCACAUGGCUGCUGCACCUCAGGUUGGUGAUAUGGUCUCGCUGGUGUCAUCCCCGACCACAAGACAGGGAGCCCCGCCUCCCGUCAAACCAACACAGUCAAUCAUCCAGGCAGCGCCUACUGUGUACUCUGCCCCUCCCGCACCUGUUGGACAUAAAAGAAUUGAUGUUAGAGCUCAGAGACAAGCCAGAAUGGAGGAACUGGCUGCACGGGUUGCAGAGCAGCAGGCAGCAGUGAUGGCAGCAGGUCUACUGGACAAGAAGGAGAGUGAAGACAACAGCACUGUCAUUGGACCCAGCAUGCCUGAGCCUGAGCCCCCCCACGCUGAGCCUGUGGAAAGUGCUACAGAGGACAAAAAGAAAGCAAAGGCGGAGAAGGUGAAGAAGUGUAUCCGUACUGCAGCAGGGUCCAGCUGGGAGGACCCCAGUUUGUUGGAGUGGGAUUCAGAUGAUUUCCGUAUAUUCUGUGGCGAUCUUGGUAAUGAAGUCAAUGACGACAUAUUGGCCAGAGCAUUCAGCAGAUACCCUUCUUUCCUCAAAGCUAAGGUGGUGAGAGACAAACGUACAGGAAAGACCAAAGGCUACGGCUUCGUCAGCUUCAAAGAUCCAAACGACUAUGUCAGAGCCAUGAGAGAGAUGAACGGAAAGUAUGUUGGUAGUCGUCCCAUCAAACUGAGGAAGAGCAUGUGGAAGGACCGCAACAUCGAAGUGGUUCGCAAGAAACAGAAAGAGAAGAAGAAACUAGGCCUGAGAUAGUGUCUAUACAAGUGGAACUGUGUGUGUUGUGCCCCUCAGUGGACAGGCACCAUUGUGUGAGAGCAAGACUCUUAUUUUGAUUUUUACAAUCAGGAGAUGUCCUGAGAUUGUCAAGGUGGUAAUUUGUUUUUUUGUUUUUUCCAUUCUUAAAUAAAACCAUCAUUUCUA